Gregarina niphandrodes is the source of this 1572-nucleotide messenger RNA. Its product is annotated as ADP-ribosylglycohydrolase. NCBI's taxonomy places the organism in Eukaryota, Apicomplexa, Conoidasida, Eugregarinorida, Gregarinidae. The transcript has a single exon. Bases 1 to 1572 code for a protein of 523 amino acids. The record is from RefSeq and is a predicted model, not a curated record.
AUGGUGAGGUCUGUUGAGUCCAAGUCACGAGUAGACACCGGCCUGGCGCCAGCGUUGGUCGCUGUGUUGGAGACGCUGUCUCCAGGGGGCGGGCCCGCUUUGCAGUCGGUGUCGGAUCCGAAGUUGGAGUCCGGCCUCGAUCAGGCCACCUUGGCGGCGAAGCCGCCAAGUGUGGAUUCACUGGCAAGUGCCACUUCACUGGUAGGUACGGCUUCACUGCCGAGCGAGAGUGCGAAAAAUUUGGCGAAUGUGUCGGAGCCAUGUGGUGUGUGCAGUACGGAAGUGCGGAACCGCGCUGUUGGUUGUCUACUGGGACAGUUCGUCGGCGACGCGUUGGGGACGCGCUACGAGUUCAGUCCUGGUCCCCGUGCAGCCGCAAAGGUCGCCGGAGACAUGCGUGACGGCCUACUGCCCAUCUUAGGUGGCGGCCCCUUUGCGCUCGAGCGCGGCCAGGUCACUGACGACACCGAGUUGGCUAUGGCUCUGGCUGCCACACUUCGUGACGGGCGCUACGAUAGAGCGGCCGCUGCUGCCGCGUACAAGGGCUGGCUCGACUCGGGCCCUUUCGACGUGGGAAACGCUACACGUAAUGCCUUCGCCGUCAAUCCCGGUUCUGAUCCCAGUUCUGAUCCCAGUUCUGGUCCCAGUUCUGGUGAACGGUUGGAGACGGCAAUGUUGGAGCAGGCACGGCUAUUGAACGGGGAGAGUUUGAGCAAUGGAUGUUUAAUGCGUGCCAGUCCGUUGGCGUUGGUGGGUGCGGGGUGGUCGGAAGUGGUGUUGUUGGAUGCGGCGAGGGCGGACUGUGAGUUGUCAAAUCCUCACGUGGAUGCUCAGGCGGCUGUGGCGGCGUAUGUGGCUGGAUUGCGUGCGUUGGUUGGGACGGGAGAUGUAUCGUGUGCGAUGGAGCGCGCGAAAGCUGCGGCGAGUUCCAGUAAAUUGGUUCAGGGGUUCUUAUCAGCGGCGGAACGUGGAGAACAGGUUGUCCAGUUGCCAGAUGGUAGCCCGGCUGUUGUUGAUGGGCAACAUAUGGGUUAUCUUGGCGUGGCGCUGCAGUGGGGCUUUGAUCAAUUAUUACAUGCACGAUCCUUCCAUGAGGGACUCGUCGAGAUCGUGCGACGCGGAGGAGAUACAGACACCAACGGCUGCAUCGCCGCCGCACUACUAGGCGCACGCUUCGGCUCUCAAGCCGUACCGCGACCAUGGACACUCGCCGUGAUCACAUGCAAACAAAAAAGACUUGGCACCUUCCCACAGGUGGAUAGUCGCCCACUCACUGACACCGCACUCAACCUUCUUGCACGAGGCGCCGGAAUCACCACCGGCGGACAAGAGGCGGCGAUCGAACAUAAGGCGAUCGAACAUAAGGCGAUCGAACAUAAGGCGAUCGAACAUAAGGCGACCGAACAUGAGGCGAUGGGGUUUAGUGGAGAGGAAAAGAAUGGCGCAGAAACCCAGAGCAAGCCGGUUAGUCGGACUAUGCGACGGUUGAAGAUUAAGCCAGCAAAGUCGCAAACAACGAAGCGGAAGAAGGCACCGAAGGGAUUGCCCGAUCCGGGCUGCAACUUGGCUUAA